AUGGAUAAUAAUGAUGGAUUUAAUAAUGGUUUACCAACAACUGAUCCCAAUUCAAAUUUUAAUUACAAUUACGAUAAUAGUAGUUAUCCCAUGAAGAAUGAGGAUGUUUCCCCAGCAUCUUAUACCAAUACACCUGGUAACGCUGUAUCUUCUUACCCUACCACCUCAUCAGAUCUCCCACACCCCUUACUGCAGUAUACUCAACAAAUUCAACAAGUUCAACAACCUAUUUAUCAACAAAAUACUGAAAAUAAUAUUCAACAACAAUUCUUCGACGCUACUCAGCCUAUUCCCCAGAAUGUACCGCAUUUCAUUCAAAAUAAUUCUUCCCCAUCGAGUAUGACCGAUUCUUCACAAAUUAACCAUACUAAAAUCUUUACAUUUGAUAUUCCUGGAAUCAAAAUUAUCGUCAUAUCUACUUUUCCUCCAAUGAUUAAUUCCUCUCGAACGAAUCAUUCUGAAAUCUUUACAUUUGAUAUUCCUGGAUCCAAAGUCAUCAUUAUCACACUUACUUUUCAAUGA
Rhizophagus irregularis DAOM 181602=DAOM 197198 is the source of this 522-nucleotide messenger RNA. RefSeq lists its product as uncharacterized. The record is from RefSeq and is a predicted model, not a curated record. NCBI's taxonomy places the organism in Eukaryota, Fungi, Glomeromycota, Glomeromycetes, Glomerales, Glomeraceae.